AAGAUUAUGCCGAUAAUCUAGAUAUUGUAGAGGUAUUUAUGGCAGGAUCGUAUCAACAGUCCAAAUCAGAUAAAAUAGAAAUUUUAAAUAUCGUUGAGUCUAUAUUAAAAUAUUCACCGCCCCCAGAU
Molecule: messenger RNA, 128 nt
Organism: Racocetra persica
Lineage: Eukaryota; Fungi; Glomeromycota; Glomeromycetes; Diversisporales; Gigasporaceae
Source: the annotation of a GenBank genome assembly